AAAUAAACGUAGUGUUAAAAGCGAUAAAAAAAUAUAAAUAAAAAAUGUUUGACACAAUUGCUCAGUGACGAUAAUGACCGGCUAUCUUCCUAACAUUUAUUAAUGUUUGAUAAUUAUUGUGUCGUCGUUAAGCAAAGAUAAAUUUAAAAAAAAAAUAUAAAGACUUCAGUCUCAUCUUAAGCAUGAUGAAACAUAAAUUAAAUUUUUUUUGAAUAGUAAUCAUGUCGUUUUUAAAUAUAUACAGUCAUUGUGUCUCACUUUUAAUCACUGGUUUUAUUUUAUAUAUUGCUGGUUUUGACCUUGAAGCAACAAGUUGUCAUGCAAGAUUAUCUACAAUUGGAACUGUUUUAUUGAUGUCUGAAGCUUUGAUGGUUUUAACUCCGGACAAUGUUUGGUCUCAAAGUAUUCCCAACUAUAGAACACGAUCUCAUCUCCACUGGAUGCUUCAACUAACUGGCACAAUCAUGAACAUAACAGGUGCCAUAAUAAUGAUCAAGGACAAAAAAGAUGACACGAUAUCACUACACGCUAUUCUCGGUCUUUUAUCAAUUGCAUCAAUGAUAUUUUUAUGUUUAUCAGGCACAACACUUUUUUAUACUGUUAAAUUAAAAAAAAUUAUUCGUCCAGUUGUUUUUAAAUUUAUUCACACGUAUGUUGGUAUUUUUGCUUUUGUUUUUGCAAUAUCUGCUCAAUGCUUGGGUUAUGAUAAAAAAUGGGUCAAAGUUGCGGCUGGAAGACAAAUUGCAUUGCUUGCUUUUAUACUGACUUGUACAUCAGCAUUAAUUUGCCUUCUAAGACCGACUCAAUCUUUGACAAAAUAUUUCCAAGCAAUACUUAGAUUAUUUAAAAUUAAAAAAUUAACAAAAAGAAAUAAAAAUUUAUAAAAUAUAAUGAUUAUAAAAUUAUCGACUUUUCUUUAAAAUUCAUUAUCAACGAUGACCUAUAA
This is a messenger RNA of Aphidius gifuensis, 946 nucleotides long. RefSeq lists its product as uncharacterized. The record is from RefSeq and is a predicted model, not a curated record. The transcript has 2 exons. Lineage: Eukaryota; Metazoa; Arthropoda; Insecta; Hymenoptera; Braconidae. Gene Ontology annotation, molecular function: transmembrane monodehydroascorbate reductase activity. Bases 222 to 884 code for a protein of 220 amino acids.